GGAUUGCUGAUUUGGGCGCAACCUGUGUGCGUCAGGAUAUUAGUCCGUGUCGAAGGUUUAAAGAGUUUUGUUUACAAAAUGGAAGAAUUUAAAACCUGUAAUCUGGACUACUUUCCCGAAAACAUUUUAAUUGAUGUCUUGUCGUUUUUGAGCGUACGAGAGCUCGUCAGAGCUGGAAGAGUGUGUAAGAGGUGGAAACGCCUUGUUAAAGACCAGAGACUGUGGAGAGUUGUCGAUCUGACUGCAUGGAAAGGGGUGACAUCCCGCAUACUUUGGGUCCUGCUGCGUCAGUACCUGGGUUGUGGACUAAGGUGCCUACGGUUGCGUGGUUUGCUGCUCUCUGCCCGAGGCGGCACCUUUCUCUCUGAGUCUUGGCUCAAAGCUUUGUCUACAAAGUGCCCUCGCCUGACUAAGCUCUAUCUUCUGCAUGCAGACCUGAGAAGCCUGCCCAGUUGCCAGCUUCUGCCUCCAUCUUUGCAGGUGCUGGAGUUGCGUGGCUGUGAGCUGCCUCGUGGCUUUUUCAACCAGACACUGCCCACUUCACCUGACCAAGAAAGAGCAGAAGCCACAUCCAGUGCUCAACAGCAAGGGCAGGAUCAGAAAGGGAAACAGCGCAGCUCUCCAUCAGGGAUCACUAUUAAUACGUUAGUCCUUAACAAUGUGCCCUCUUUCACGGACCAGCACCUGCAGAGUCUGACAUCAUGGGAGAGGCUCAGUCGACUGGAGCUGCGCGACACCUUUCGCGUGACGGCUAACGGGCUCAGGAGCUGUGCUGCCAAGGAUGGCAUCUGUGGAGUGGAAGGGUUCCCCAGGCUCAAGUUUCUGGAAAUAGGCAUCACUGGGCGGCAGGGCUACCAGUUACAGAUGGCCUCCCUGGGGCUAGGGGCAGGAUGGCUCGGACUGGAAGAACUGAGCCUGGGCGGUAAAGAGGUGGGGCCAGGCCUGCUCUGUGCGAGCCGUCUGAAGGACCUGAAGCGUCUGUGUCUGUGGGCCUGCACACUCAGCGAAAUGCAAAUAGUCCGGAGCUGCAGGAUGCUCCGUGGACUCCGCCAGCUGGAGUUUUUGGACGUGACAUUCCAGCCUCGGCAGUGUCCACCAGUGGUGGAAGGGGAGGGUGGUGGUGAAGAGGAGCAGGACAACGAGGAAGCUGCAGGUGGAGAAAGCAACAAUGAUGAGAACAAGACACUGGAUGUUAAUGAUCCUAUUCCAAGUCUGCGUCGCUCGCUUGCUGUCCUGCUGCCAGCCUGCUCUCUAGUUUUCACCAACUGCUCUGUUCAGGUUUUAGAGACGUUUUCCCCCUGGAUAUUUUUGAAUCUGCCCACCUCAACAGAAUGGAGCUAUAUAUUGUGAUAUAAGAUUUUCUGUAGAUUAAAUGAGAAACUUGCUGUGGAUAAAAUAACCAGACACAAAUGCUGGCUAAUUCAGCAAAUUAAAAAAUUAAGGUAUGUUGUUACCUUGAUUAAAAGUUUACAGUGUCAGUGUUGUUACAAAGUUUCCUCAAGGUGGACAGUCUCACUUCCAGACUGAUUGCUUAUGUGAAAAAAACAAAACAACCCUGGCACACAUGAACAACAACACAUAGCAUUCUCUUUUAAAUUCAGUCACAACAUAACACAAAAUAUGGAACUGUCGCUGCUAGACUGUAAAGACAUAAGCAGGUGUCGUCUACAAAGGCAGAGAACUGAAACGUACUGCUGGCAAUGAUCCACCUGUUUCCUGUUCUUUAACUCCUUUUCAAAAAUGUAUACAUUCAGAAAUAUUUUCCGUUACAAGCAGGUGUUUGCUUUUGGUGUUACUGUUAUGUCACAG
Molecule: messenger RNA, 1809 nt
Organism: Lates calcarifer (barramundi perch)
Lineage: Eukaryota; Metazoa; Chordata; Actinopteri; Centropomidae
Product: F-box/LRR-repeat protein 12
Exons: 4
Coding region: 79-1350 (423 amino acids)
Biological process (GO): SCF-dependent proteasomal ubiquitin-dependent protein catabolic process
Cellular component (GO): SCF ubiquitin ligase complex
Molecular function (GO): protein binding
Source: RefSeq, a predicted model, not a curated record